AUGGGCGGUUGGGCCAUAGCGGUUCACGGCGGCGCUGGUGUGGAUCCAAACCUCCCACAAGAGCGCCAAGAAGAGGCCAAACAACUCCUUACUCGAUGCCUCAAUCUUGGCAUCUCCUCCCUUCGCUCCUCCUCGUCUGCUAUCGAUGUUGUUGAACUCGUCGUGCGCGAAUUAGAAAGUGAUCCCUUAUUCAAUUCCGGCCGUGGAUCUGCACUGACUGAGAAUGGAACGGUGGAGAUGGAGGCCAGCAUCAUGGAUGGUUCUGGCAGGAGAUGCGGCGCCGUUUCGGGUAUCACCACCGUGAAGAACCCUAUUUCCCUUGCCCGCCUUGUGAUGGAAAAGUCUCCCCAUUCUUAUCUUGCAUUCUCUGGAGCGGAAGCAUUUGCUAAACAACAGGGUGUGGAAACGGUGGACAAUAAUUACUUCAUCACUGAGGACAACAUCGGUAUGCUCAAAUUGGCAAAAGAAGCCAACAGCAUCAUGUUUGAUUAUAGGAUUCCACUAGCUGGAUCAGAAUCAUGUAGUGCAGUGGUGGAGAGCCCUAUUCAAAUGAACGGACUUCCAAUUAGUGUUUAUGCCCCCGAGACGGUUGGGUGUGUGGUGGUAGACAGCGAAGGUCGAUGCGCUGCUGCCACGUCGACCGGUGGACUUAUGAAUAAAAUGACAGGUGAAGGCGAGGCCAUUAUACGUGGAACCCUGGCUCGUGAUGUGGCGGCUCUUAUGGAGUACAAAGGCUUAAACCUCCAGGAGGCCGUGGAUUAUGUGAUCAAGAAGCGGCUGGACAACGGCAAGGCUGGGUUGAUAGCUGUAUCUAAUAAUGGCGAAGUGGCCUAUGGGUUUAAUUCAGUGGGGAUGUUUAGGGGUUGUGCCACCGAAGAUGGGUUCAUGGACGUUAGUAUUUGGGAGUAG
Messenger RNA from Fraxinus pennsylvanica, 909 nucleotides. The record is from the annotation of a GenBank genome assembly. NCBI's taxonomy places the organism in Eukaryota, Viridiplantae, Streptophyta, Magnoliopsida, Lamiales, Oleaceae.